Molecule: messenger RNA, 4344 nt
Organism: Penicillium psychrosexuale
Lineage: Eukaryota; Fungi; Ascomycota; Eurotiomycetes; Eurotiales; Aspergillaceae
Product: SKI complex subunit tetratricopeptide repeat protein SKI3
Exons: 3
Coding region: 1-4344 (1447 amino acids)
Cellular component (GO): Ski complex
Molecular function (GO): protein binding
Source: RefSeq, a predicted model, not a curated record
AUGUCGAGCAAAGCGGCAUUGAAAGCCGUGCGAGCAGCUUUGGAAUCGAAAGAUUACCAAACUGCUGCUGAAAAGGCCAAGGAGCUUAUCAAGAGCGAGCCGAAUAAUUACCACGCGAAUGUCUUCCUCGGUCUCGCCAGCGAUCGAUUGAAUAAGAAUAAUGAAGCGGAGGACGCUUAUUCCGCUGCGACCAGUAUCAACCCCAACGAUAAAACGGCUUGGCAGGGCUUGAUCUCCCUGUAUGAGAAACAGGGUGACUGCAACGAUGAUGGUUAUCACAAGGCAGUCAUUGCUCUCGGAAAGAUAUUCUCCGACAACGACGAGCAAGAACGCUGCCAAGAUCUGAUUAACAAAUACACGAAGUCGAUGAAGAACAGAGGGACCUCUCAACACAAGCAUGCAUUGGAACUUCAGAUACCGGGCUCACCCCUGUACGAUUUUCUUGAGGGGCGGUUGCCCCGUCCAUCCCAAACAUACCAGCGAUUGAUCGAGAUUACCGAGCGUCAAGAAAGGGAGUUUAUCAAUCGUGAGAUUGGAGAGCGCCGAACGCGUCUUGGUGCUCGCAUCGAACAAGUCACCCAGGAAGUUCGGAGGGAAGCAGCGAACAAGAGCCGAUUGGACCAAUUUUACCAAGGAAUGAUUGAUUGGACCAACGACGAUACAGUACGCCGUCAAUACGAGGAGAAGUUGUUUCAGCGUGCAUAUGAGGAACUCGGAGUUCUGCCUGACGCCGAGAAGGGGGCGAAGAGAGCAGCCGUUUUUAAGGCAGCACAUGACAUGGUAAUCAUAAAACAUCCGUUCGAACCUGCAUGGAAAGUUUUUCUGGGGUGGCAAGAUGUUCAGGAUCUCUUCCAGUAUGACGUUGGCCAUCUGCGCGAGUACAUUGAGUUCUUUCCAGAAUCUGGGCUCUCCCAGGUUCUCAAAGGAUUCUUAUUGAGCGAACUAUCGCCAUUUCCCAAGGAGCCCACGGACGAAACAAAAGGCAAGGAUGGCAAGGAAAUCACAGCCAAUCAACCCGAUAAUGAAAACGAUGACGAUGCAACUGUUACCCAAGACCCUCUCGUACUUAUGGUCGAGGGCUUGGAUUCCGCUCGCGAUUCAAUUCUUGCCCACCGCAUAAUGGCAGAUGUCUACCUCUCUUUCGAAGAGUAUGAGAGCGUGGUCAAUGUUGCUCGUAAGGGGCUACUGUAUAUCGAGAACUUGAUAAAGUACAGUGGAGUCAAGAUCCCCAACACCAUUGAUGCCUUGAACAACGCACUUGCCAAUGCCAUGAUUUAUUAUCAAUCCCCCCGGUAUCACGCAGAUGCGAAAAAAAUCUUUGAGGGCAUCCUUGAACGGAACCCAACCUCGUCCAAUUGCCUACUUGGGAUUGGUCUGAUUUUGAAAGAGGAUCAGGACUACGCAGAAGCUGUCAACUUCCUGCGGCGAUCACUUGCACGCGAUUCUUCUAACCUCAAGAUUCGUGGAGAGCUUGCUUGGUGUGAGGCAUUGCAUGGUGACCUUGAAGGUGGCCUAGCCAGUCUUCAGGCUACGCUUGAGGAUCUAAAAGAAGCUCAACCGGACAACAGAGAGUUCAAAUCUGAGCUUCUUUACCGCAUUGGUUACUGCCAGUGGGAGCUUGAUCCGUCCCCAGCUGCCCGCAAAGAUCGCAGUGGUGCUUAUGCUAGCCUCUUUGCUUCCAUUCAGGCGAAUAUGAACUUCGCUCCAGCAUAUACCAUUCUUGGUUUCUACUACGCAGACUACAAGAAAGAUAAGAUCAGAGCUCGUAGAUGCUUUCACAAGGCUUUUGAACUGUCAACCUCUGAGAUUGAAGCCGCCGAGCGUCUUGCUAGGGGCUUUGCUGACUCGAAGGAAUGGGACCUUGUCGAAGCAAUUGCGCAGCGAGUGGUUGACUCCGGCAAGGCUAGGCCUUCCCCUGGGUCAAAACGCCGAGGGUUUAGCUGGCCAUAUGCGGCAUUGGGUUCGGUUCAGGUCAACAAACAGCAAUACAGCAAAAGUAUUGUGUCCUUCCAAGCAGCGCUUCGACUCAAGCCAACAGAUUAUCACUCAUGGGUCGGUCUUGCCGAGAGCUACCACCACUCUGGUCGAUACAACGCCGCCACCAAGGCCUUUGAGCAAGCAAAGCUAUUGGAGCCAGAGCUUUCAGCUAAAGACCAGGAAUAUGUAUGGUUUGCAAGGUAUAUGCUGGCAAACGUCAGGCGAGAGCUUGGUCAGUACGAUGACGCUAUCGCUGCCUACGAAGAUGUCCUGAAAUCUCGGCCUGGUGACAUUGGUGUGACUCUCGCACUUCUUCAGACCUUGACCGAGAGUUCGACGAAGAGCCUUGGCCUAGGUCUCUUCAAUGAUGCAGCGGAGCUCGCAUACCAAUCUAUUUCGGUGGCCACCUCCCUGGUGCAGAUUAAAAGCGACAUUUUCAACUUUUGGAAGGCUGUAGGCGAUGCCUUCUCCAACUUCUCAUACAUGAAAGCUAAGGCUGGAAAGCUAUCUGCUCCCAGCUGCAAGGCUUUACUGGCAGUCGAUCUGGACCCUAUGGCCCUUGAUGUCAUGACCGAUGUUGAUGGUGUCGGAACUGAUUGGCUCGCAGCCAAUGAAAGCGAAGAGUCGAUGCCAGCUGAAUUCUACGUUCACUUAUCCAUAAUCGCAUUUAAACGUGCGCUGCAUAUUUCUGCGCAUGAUGCUCAUUCUCAAGCAGUUGCCUGGUACAACCUUGGUUGGGCUGAAUAUUUGGCCUAUCGCACUGUGCAGCCGGAUCCAACCAAGAAAGGUAAGAAGUCUCGCAAGUUCCUGAAAGCAGCCAUGCGGUGCUUCAAGAGAGCAAUCGAAUUGGAGGCGAGCAAUUCCGAUUUCUGGAACGCAUUGGGUGUUGUCACUGCAAGCAUGAGUCCCAAAGUCUCCCAACAUGCAUUUGUGCGAAGUUUGCAUUUGAAUGAACGCAACGCGCAAGUUUGGACAAACCUCGGAGCACUAUACCUCCUCCACGAAGAAGGCCACCAAUCAUACAAGACGUUCUUGCGAGCGCAGGCCACCGACCCAGACUAUUCAUUGGCUUGGGUCGGCCAAGGCUUCGUAUCACUUAUUGUUCGCGAGACACAGGAGGCGAGGGGUUACUUCGAGCAUGCCUUUGACAUCUCAAACUCAUCCGAUAUUCUCACUAAACGCCAGUUCAGUCUGACCCACUUUGAUCAUCUGAAUGCGGCCUCUUCAUCUAAUGUGUCCGAACUCAUUCAGCCAUUCUUCGCACUGCACCAACUCUGCAUCCAGGAUCCGUCAAACCUGCCGUUUGUGCACCUUUCUGCUCUGUUGGCAGAGAGAAUGGGCGAGACCGCAGAUGCCGAGUCUAGCCUGGAGGUUGUCUGUGCAGGCAUGGAAGACGAGUUUGAAAAGACAGAGUCCCCAGCUUCCCUUUCGAGGUAUUCCCAAGCAAACGCAGAUAUGGCUCGUGUCCUCCUUGCACGCCAUUCAUAUGAAAAGGCAGCAGAGAAGGCCGAGCUCGCGCUUACCCUCUCUGGGGAGGAAGACGCGGAGAAAUUCGAUCCCGAAGCCUGCAAGAAGCUUCGUCUGUCUGCGCAUCUGACAGCUGGUCUAGCAUAUUACAACCUGAAGUCUAUGGACCAAGCCAUCGAUAUGUUCCGCGAUGCCCUCGAAGAGGCAGACAAUGCUCCAGAUGUUGUCUGUCUUCUUGCCCAGGUCCUGUGGGCCAAGGGUGGUGAGGAAAACCGGUCUGUUGCUCGGGAGCAACUGCUUGACUGUGUGAUGAACCACCCUACUCACAUCGGAGCAGUCACCCUUUUGGGUGCCAUCGCUCUCCUCGAUGCGGACCGGGACGCUAUUGAAGCAGUUGAAUCAGACCUUAACAGCAUGAUCUCGCGUGAUGACAUCGAUCUCCACGACCGAGCUAAAAUCAUCAAACUCCUGAGUGCCAUCUCAGCAACGGGACUCAACGAUAAUGCAGCCGUUCCCGAAAGCAUCAGGCGCAUUGGUGAUGCCACUGCUGCCGUGAUGCUUACACCGGGCCAACCUGCCGGGUGGAUGGAGUUGUCGGCAGCAUCGCGAAACCCGUACGCAGCCGCCAUGACUAUCAAACGCGCUCUGCGGAGCGUGCCUCCUUACGGUAAUCUCGGGGCUGAGGACCUCAGUCAAGCCUACUCGCAAACCGGCAAGGUCGGUGACGCCUUCCGAGCGAUCAUGAUUGCCCCGUGGAAACGCAAUGGAUGGGAGGAACUGAGCCACAAUGUGCCUACCCGGAACAUGUGGACACGCUGUACGGGCCAUAAAUCAGAGGAAUCGGACGACGACAAACCUCUCCUGCCAUGGAAGCGCCGCACAGGCCAUGGACCUGAGUAG